AUGCCUUCUCCCCGGAAACCAUCCGCCACAGCGAUCCUCUUCCUCCUCCUCCACAGUGCGAGCUUCGCAUCCUCACAAACCACCGUAUCACCCAACUAUGCCUCCGAGAGCCCCUCUAUCUAUCAGGAAUACAACUUUACUUAUCCCACCUACGCAACCGACCAAACCAUCCUCACAUCCUACAAGGACAGCAUCGACGUCUCCUGGACCUCAAUUGCUCCCCACCACCCGCCAAGUCUCUCAAUUGAGUGCUGGAUCCGAAAUGCUACAACCAGCCCCAUAUACGCCAGCCGCCGACCAGACUACGGAUCCAACCUCACUACCUUCGCUCUAGCCAACGAAUCUAGUUACCUCCUUGAACUUGCGACUUUCCAGGAAUACAGCCCUUGCCAGCUCAUCCUUCAAGAUUUCGACAUUUUCAAUGCCUCGAACGGUUCGAGCUUUACAAAGAACAACAAUAAUCCGGUGUUCAGCAAUAUAUUCGCUAUCAGCGUGCAGAAUCAUUCAGCUGGCGUAACUUGGAGCGCGAAGAGUCCGGCGCCGGAACAGACGGGUACAGAUGGUAUAGGAGGAGGUACAUCGAAGAGUGUGGCUGGAAACAUUCGUGCAGGAGUAUCUAUGGCAUACGCAGGCUUGGUAGGGGCAAUAGUGGUUACAUUGAUGUUAUGA
Letharia columbiana is the source of this 669-nucleotide messenger RNA. RefSeq lists its product as uncharacterized. Bases 1 to 669 code for a protein of 222 amino acids. The record is from RefSeq and is a predicted model, not a curated record. NCBI's taxonomy places the organism in Eukaryota, Fungi, Ascomycota, Lecanoromycetes, Lecanorales, Parmeliaceae. The transcript has 2 exons.